AUGGCAGAAAAGGCGAUUAUUAUCGGCGGUGGCCCAGCAGGGCUUGCAGCUGCAUUGCGUCUGAAACAAUCAAACGGAAUUGACUGCGUGGUUUACGAGAUUCGUGAUAAACCAUCCACAAUCGGUGGCGCAGUCAACAUUCCUCCCAAUGGAGUCAGGUUGUUCCACGAGCUUGGAUUGUAUGACGAGCUCAAUGCCCGGGCUUCCUCAAUUUCAAAGUUGACCCUUGGAUCAGCACCUGAAUCUCCUGAUUUUCAGUACGCGGUCGGGGAGGAGUGCAUGCAUGCCACAGGGUUCGGCGUCUGGAGGGUGUUGAGAUCAGAUCUCAUCAAGGUCCUUUAUACUGCCGUACAACGCGAAAACAUCAAAGUGGUUUUCGGGAAACGAUUGACGAAAGUGGUUGAGAUGCAAGAUGCUGUUCAAAUCGCCUUUGACGAUGGCACAGAGGAUUCGGCUGCAAUGCUUCUUGGCUGCGACGGAAUUCACUCCGCCGUUCGCAAGCUGCAUAUUGACCCUCAGGUGGAACCGAUGUAUUCUGGGGUGUCAAACAUGUUCGCGAUCCUACCAUCAACGAGUCUUGUCGUGCCAGCACCUAGAGAGCCAAAGAUGAGCAUGACUUUUACUUCUGAUGGCCUGUUCUCUGUCGUUCCCUGCACGGCGUCAGGCGAGCAUUUAUAUUGGUUUUAUUCCCGCAAAGUUGCAAUUCCAGACGAUGAAGGCAGUCGCGAUGGUUGGGAGGCAUACGGUCAAAAGGCUGUUCAGGACCUUAAGAGGGAUAUGUAUGACGUGCUCAAGGACAUCACCGGAGCAUGGGGGGAUGCGUUGAGAGGGUUAAUCUCCGCGACUGAAACUGUCAAAUUUUAUCCGGUUUACAAGAUGUCGCCAUCCUGCCGCUGGUCAACGGGUCGUUGUCUUCUGCUCGGCGAUGCUGCUCAUGCCAUGCAGCCGCAUCUUGGUCAGGGGACAUCCAUGGCAUUAGAAGACGUUUUCCUGCUCUCACGUCUUUUGGAGAGUCGACCUGCCAAGUUGGAUGAAACAUUUGCUCGGUAUGAACAGAUCAGACGACCUCGAGUUGAGAAAAUAUCUCAAGGCGCAACUCACACAGGAAAUCUCCGGGGGAAGUUGGACCCCAAAAUGUCUCAGACCCGCGAGGAGGUCCUCGCGGCGCAAUGGCGCGAUGGAGCCAGGAUGAAAGAUUAUCUUUACAACAUCCUCGAUGUUAAGUUGUAG
This is a messenger RNA of Penicillium manginii, 1230 nucleotides long. Its product is annotated as FAD-dependent oxidoreductase. The transcript has 2 exons. Gene Ontology annotation, molecular function: FAD binding; monooxygenase activity. The record is from RefSeq and is a predicted model, not a curated record. Bases 1 to 1230 code for a protein of 409 amino acids. Lineage: Eukaryota; Fungi; Ascomycota; Eurotiomycetes; Eurotiales; Aspergillaceae.